Molecule: messenger RNA, 1254 nt
Organism: Lentinula edodes (shiitake mushroom)
Lineage: Eukaryota; Fungi; Basidiomycota; Agaricomycetes; Agaricales; Omphalotaceae
Exons: 6
Coding region: 1-1254 (417 amino acids)
Source: RefSeq, a predicted model, not a curated record
AUGCUUUCGGAGACACAAAAUGAUAGUAACACGCCACUAGACGAAAAGGUUCUCACUUGGUCUGACGAGGACAGCGGUCUAAACCCGGUCAUUGACAGCGCUGAAUUUGCUUAUAAGCAAACAAAUAUCGUUCAAGUGAACGAUGAAGGCAUAUCCGUUGCUGCUCGUCACAUAUACCACAAAAUCAAAGUCGAGUCAUAUACCCCUAGGACGUGGCGUACACACCCUCUGCACUUAAUUCCAGUCGAGCCCUACGUUGCUUCAGAGCCUUCCAAUAAGAAAGUCCUCGAUUGGAUCUUCUUGAUUUCUUCACUAAAUUUCAGCUUUUGGUCAUCGCGAGAAGGUCACCCCGAUCGAUAUGGUGUUGAAUGGAAAUCUGGGUGGGACGACUUAGGAGACAGUCGCAGAUUGUGGACAGGGUACUGGAGUCUUGUAGCAGCGUUGAACAGAGCUUUACACGAUGACAACAUUCCAAUCAGCGAUCCAUAUUUCUACUCCUCAAAAGUUCUCUGUCCAGAUUCACUCAUCGAAUCUGUAUUUCGGCCUGCAAGUCAAUGCAGCGAAACUGUUCCCCUUCUUCAAGAACGAAUUUCUGUCAUGCGAGAGGUUGGAUUUAUUUUAUGUACUAGCUUCGGAGGAUCAUACCAAGGGUUUCUUGAGGAGUUUCAACGCCGACAUGAUGGCCAGGGAACAGCACUUGACCUGGUGAAAAUGGUCACUGAUACCUUUCCUUCGUUCAGAGAUGAAGUUUUCUAUAACGGCAAAAGAGUUUGCUUUUGGAAACGGGCCCAAAUUCUAGUCGCUGAGACUUGGGCUGCAUUCUAUCCUGACCCAACGGUCACUAAUACACACCCGUUAUUUCCCGGUAUCCGUGGACCUGUAAUCCAAGACUUGACAAUGUUCGCUGAUUAUAGGGUCCCUCAAAUCUUGCACCAUCUCAGAAUCCUUGUAUACCCAGCUUCCCUCGUUCGCAAACUUGGGGAAGGGAUUGACAUAGCACCUGGAUCGAAAGAGGAGACCAGUCUGCGUGCGGGAAGUAUAGUCGCCGUCGAAAGAUUAAAGGACGCGAUUUUGGCUCUCAUCGCGGAGGCUCCAAAUCAGAGCAACAGCAUCCCUAACGAAGUCAGCAGUGUUUUGAUCGAUUUUUUCCUAUGGGAUCUGGCCAAAAAGUUAGAGAGGGGAGACGACAAAAUUGAGGGGAUCAAAACUGCCCACAUUUUGCCCGCUCACCGCACCAGAAGUAUUUGGUAUUGA